AGCACUAGCUAAACAUGAAGAAAAAACCAAGGACAUGGAGAAGGUUCAGAGGUGGAGGGUAGCUUUAACCAAAACAGCUAAUUUGUCCGGCUUGUGUUUCAAGGAUGGCUGCAUUGAAUCUGAAUUUCAAUUUAUCCAAAGAAUUAUUAAAGAGAUAUCAAGCACCAAAUUGGAUCACACACAAUUAUUUGUUGCUAAACACCCGGUUGGAAUAGAUUCUCGUGCGGAGGCUAUAGAAUUGCUUUUAGAUACAAAGUCAAAUGAUGUUCGCAUAGUAGGGAUUUAUGGCCUUGGAGGAGUAGGUAAGACUACAAUUGCAAAAGCUGUUUAUAACAGAAUUUUUUAUCGUUUUGAACGGAGUUACUUUCUAGAGAAUGUUAGAGAACAAUUGGGGACAAAUGAUGGCAUAAUCAAAGUGCAAAAGAAACUUCUUUCUAAGAUCAUAGGAGACAAAAAUUUGAAAAAGGUGAGUAACAUAGCUGAAGGAAUCAAACUAAUAAUGGAUAUGCUUUGUCAUAUAAGGAUUCUUUUAAUUCUUGAUGAUGUGGAUGAAUUGAGUGAGAUAGAAAAUUUGCUUGGAAAAUGUAAUUGGUUAGCUUCAGGAAGUAGAGUCAUUAUAACAACAAGAGACAAACAAGUGCUAACCACUCUUGGAAAAGAGCUUCUGAUUUAUGAGGUUAAGAAAUUGAAUCAAUGUGAAGCUUGUGAACUUCUCAGUCUGCACGCCUUCCAACUAAAUAAACCUAAGGAAGACUAUUCAAAAAUUGUAGAGCAAAUUAUACAUUAUGCCAAUGGCCUUCCAUUAGCUCUAAAAAUAAUAGGUUCUGAUUUGUGUGGAAAAAGUAUAUGUGAAUGGGAGAGUGCAUUAGAAAAGUAUAAAAGCAUUUCUCACAAAAAGAUUCUAGAAAAGCUCAAAAUAAGUUAUGAUGCACUGGAAAAAAUUGAAAAGGAUAUUUUUCUCAAUAUUGCUUGUUUCUUCAAGGGAUUCCACAAGGAUUAUGUUGUAAAUAUAUUAGACUCUUGCAAUUUAUAUCCAAAUUAUGGUAUUCGAAAACUCGUUGAUAAGUGCCUCAUAACUGUUGAUGAAUUUGGCAAGUUGUUGAUGCAUGACUUGCUACAACAAAUGGGUAGAGAAAUCAUUCAACAAGAAUUAGAAGAACCCAGAAAUCGAAGCAGAAUAUGGUGUUAUAAGGAUGCUUAUGAAGUACUAACUAGAAAUAUGGGGUCUAAUAAAAUUCAAGGUAUAAUGUUGUACUCACCUGAACUAGUAACAAUGACACUACAAAAUGAGCCUUUCAAAAUGAUGGAAAAUCUUAAAUUUCUGUUAGUUCGCAAUGUACGCAUUUGUGAAGAAUUUGAAUAUCUACCUAGUGGGCUAAGGUUGCUUGAAUGGCCAGAAUAUCCUUUUUCCUUGCCAUCCAAAUAUGAUCCCCAACAACUUGUUGCACUCAAUGUACCACGAAGUCGCAUUAGAUUGAAAAUAUUCAAGCAGGGAAUCCAAUUAAAAAAUUUAAAACAUAUCAAUCUCAACAAGUGUGAAUCUAUUACGAAACUACCUGAGUUGUGUGCCCCAAACCUAGAAACAUUGGACCUUUCUCUUUGUAAAAAUUUAGUUACAAUUCAUGAGUCCUUUGGAUUUCUUGAUAAGCUCCAAGCAUGGAAUCUUGACCGCUGUGCAAAACUUCAAAAUCUUCCAAACAGCCUUAGGCUGAAAUCCCUUAAAGAAUUUUUUCUUACAGACUGCUCAAGCCUAGAGAAGUUCCCCGAUAUUCAUCUAGAAAUGAAAUGCUUAGAGAAUUUAGAUUUAAGUGGGAGUGGUAUUCUAGAGUUGCCUUCAUCAAUAGGUUAUCUCACUGGACUUAGGAGUUUAGACUUAGAAUAUUGCCACAACCUUAGGAAUGUUCCUGAUAGUAUCUAUAAAUUGCAAUUGCUUGAGGGCUUGUAUAUUCCCACUGCCAAAUUGAGACCGGUGUGCAGUUCUUUUGAUGGCUUUUCUGGAUACGGGUUUUUGAGGUUGGAUUGCCUUGAUUUCAGGCGUUCUAAAAACAUAGUUGAAUUAGAUCUUUUGAUAAAGUUCGAUUACUUCCCUGCAUUGAAACACCUAUUUCUAUCUGGGACAAAUAUUGUUAGCAUCCCUGAAAGCAUUAGCAAAUUUACUACAUUAGAGAUCCUUGAAAUAAAUAAUUGCAUGCAGCUUCGGGAAAUUCCGAGACUUCCGCAAUCUAUAAGAUUCGUCAAUGCAAAGGGCUGCCUGUCAUUGGAUCAACAAUCAUCAAGCAGAUUAUUGAAUCAGAUUGGAGAAAUUUUAGGAACUAAACCAAAUAAAGAAUGUGAAGGAGAAAGAAGCGAAAUAUUAAUGGAUCCACAGACAUUAAUUAAAUUAUCGAUCUCUAAUGAUGAGGGCUUUGGAUUUGAAAAUGAUGACGACCAUCGUAGUUUUAUACUGCCAGGAACUGAAAUUCCAAAGUGGUUCAACUCCAACCAUCAAGGGGUUGGAAAUUCCAUAUCAUUCUAUGUUGGUCACAAAUUUCCAAAUAAUUUUGCUGUCUGUUUUGCUGUUGGACUAGUCCCACAUUCAUCCCCACAUGCUUGUAAUGUUUACCUCUCCAUCAAUGGUUAUAAAAAAAUUUGCAUUGGUUUAAUUUGGAUGCUAGAUGAAGUUUCUGGUCAUCUGUGGUUAUGUUCUAGAACACAUCACAAAUUGCAGAAGCAAUUGAAUGAAUCAAAUCCAUCUGAACAGAAUUAUGCUGAGGUUAUAUAUGAAGUGAACAAUACUUUUGAGCCAAGAAGUUGGGGGUUCCAUGUAGAAUGUAUCUGUUGUCCUCAAAACUCCAAUAUUUCUUACUUGCCACUUCUAAGUGCUAGGCAUAGUUGUGGGUCUUCCUCCAUUCCAGGCAACACUGAACUGCCACCUUUGCCACUGGUUUCCUCCACUUCUUAUGGUUCAAAUUUAGAUCACGGAGCUUUCAACAAUGUUGAAGAUUCUAAGCGUGCUGAAAUUCGACUCAAGCCUAGCAGAAAGCCAAGCUCUAGACUCUAGAGACAGAGCUCUCUUCCAACCCCGUCCAUGUGGUAAGAUUGGGCUAAAGACGAAGCUUCUCUUACCACUAGCUAUCUUCAUCAUCUUUAUUUAUUUUCUAAACAAUGGAAACAACAUAUAAUGGGGAAUAUCAGUCUUCUUUGUUAUGGUCCACGAAGACAAAUGGCACCAAUCUUUGCAAUAUGAUGUGGGGCUUCCAAUGGAUACCACAAAUGGGUCCAGAUUAGGCUUGGGUUGGCCAGAUUUGGGAUUUACUGAUGGAUUUGAUCAAGGUUCAUCUUCAAAGGCCCCUACCUUUCAAAAUUUUUUUUUUUUUUUUUUUUGAUGAUUCCAACACCAAUCUGUAUCCACCAUCAAUGAAAAUGAGAACAUCUUGAUCGAACUUCAAAGAAAUAAGCUUCCAUCUGAAAACUCGAUGCCAAGG
This is a messenger RNA of Quercus robur (English oak), 3464 nucleotides long. RefSeq names its product disease resistance protein RUN1-like. The coding region runs from base 35 to 3040 and encodes 1001 amino acids. Gene Ontology annotation, biological process: defense response. The transcript has 5 exons. The record is from RefSeq and is a predicted model, not a curated record. Lineage: Eukaryota; Viridiplantae; Streptophyta; Magnoliopsida; Fagales; Fagaceae. Gene Ontology annotation, molecular function: ADP binding.